Ictalurus punctatus (channel catfish) is the source of this 13958-nucleotide messenger RNA. RefSeq names its product teneurin-1. Lineage: Eukaryota; Metazoa; Chordata; Actinopteri; Siluriformes; Ictaluridae. The transcript has 32 exons. The record is from RefSeq and is a predicted model, not a curated record. Gene Ontology annotation, molecular function: protein heterodimerization activity; protein homodimerization activity; cell adhesion molecule binding. Gene Ontology annotation, cellular component: neuron projection; membrane. Bases 2549 to 10654 code for a protein of 2701 amino acids. Gene Ontology annotation, biological process: signal transduction; neuron development; heterophilic cell-cell adhesion.
ACUUGAUGCAAAUGACUACAGAGCUCUCCACAGUGUAUGGAGAGACAAAGGGCUGUGGGUCAGAUAUCGUGAUAAAGCGAUUGUAAGAAAAGAAAUCGUUCCUUCAUGUAGCGACAGUGACAGACAACGCUCUUUUUAAGGUCGAUACGUUUGGUGUAGCCAAUCUAGGAAAUGGAGAGACGUUGUCAUGCUAUCGAUCAGUACGUUGAGGGAAAGUUCUUGGACACCUUCCUGCUCUACCUGCCGCAUCUAGACUGUACAUAUAAAGUGCCUGUUUAUGAGCUUGCCAAACCUAUGGGUUUGUGAUGUGAUGUCUUUACAGUAUGAGCCUAUAACUUGAGUGAAAUAGCCACACAGCUUCAGCUCUAACUGAAUGUCGCAUGACUUGUUUAGCUAGAGCAUCACUUUAAGUAGUGCACUUUUAGGGGAAUAGAUUUGCCUCGAUUAAAACCGUUCUCGUGAAUAGUGCAUCGUUCGUGAACGAUCUGAUCAGUACGCGCGUAAGGGAUGCGAUUUCAUGAGAUUCCCAUGUAAUGUGGAUUUCGCAACUUUAUUAGCUCUACUGUCUUUUUAAAAGAAAUAUUCGAUAUUACUACAAUGUUCUCAGAGACACGGUCUGUGUACCUUCAGCAAUGAAUAUCAAUAAAUGAACAAUGAGCGGUAUGUUAAAACGGUACGAUGGAAUAAAACGCUGAUGUCAGAACGGAGGCAUUUUUGUCGACCGCUUUCAUGACUUCCUGCAUAGUUAAUUAGUUUCAUAACAGUUAAACAAGAAGUCAACAUCGGGCAUCUGGGACAGUGUUGUAUUUUAAUGUAUCGUGAAUGAUUACAGAAUAUGAAUCCUUACACAUCAUGUAAUAGCGUAUAGAUACAUAUAUAUUAGAGUGUAUAAAUGAAAAAAAUAAGUUCUCCUCUUAAGUGGAUGAGGACAAUGAAAAGGCACUGUCUAUACACCUGCCGUUAAAAAGAAACGCUUAAGCGAGUUGAAUUGCAAACAAAACCGACCCGGCUGAUGGAGCGCUCUGACAUAGAUUAGCGAUGAUCGACAGGAGAGGAGCACUUGAGGAGACAAUCUGAUUUCAGCUGGGGCCAAUUAGUACCCCUCUAGCCACAACUCUGGAUCUGUCAGUCAGGACGUUCACAUGGACGACGAUAAUCCGAUAUGAACCCGAUUAAGACGAUACUCUGAUUAAGAAACUGGCAUGUAAACAGAUUAUCGAUGACCUUGAUCCGAUUAAAGUCGUACCCGAAGUAAACACGAAUGGAAUUGAGACGUGUUGCGUAUUCCUGUUUUAGUCGCAUCAUGGACGUGCGUUACAGACACGUAAACACCUUAAUCACGCUAUUAACGUCGUGUGGGAGUUUUCACCGCAUUGUGCGACAGGACACGUACACACACGGCAGCGCUCAAGCGUUUGACGGCGAACAAGAGAGCACGGCCGCGUCCCAAACCGCGUACUUACCCGCUAUAUAGUAGGUGAAAUACGUGUAGGUAAGCACACGGUUUGGGACGCAGCCCACGGCUUCAAGCGGUCGCCUGUUAGCACGUACAGCACGAGAAAUAAUUAACCGCACUUGAAGCGUUCGUAAAAUUAAAAAUGAAACACCCAGAACGGUAUACGGUUCCAUAACGAAGACCAACUGUAUGUCGAUACGUGAAAUUCCCGAGGGAACGUCGGACGGCGUGGCGCGGCGACGUAAUGACGUGUGCCGUUAAUCGAUCUAUGUUCUAUGACAUGUAAAACGGUACGUGAAAGGAGUAUUCUAAAAGCGACUCAUGUAAACACCUUAAUCAGAAUAUUGUCUUAUUCAGAAUAAGCUCAAUAAUUAGAUCACCGCUAUCCGUGUAAACGUAGUUUUAAGGAAACUCACUGUUUGAAGGAAAUAUCAGUUCUCUAAAUUGACCUAAAAAUAACCAUUAGAGAACAUUCUCUAGCCGAUAGGUUCUCUUUAGGUUGCCCCCCCCCCCCAAAAAAAAAUAAAAAAAUAAAAAUAAAACACCUCCCUGCAACGUUCUGGUAAGCUUAGUUUUUGUUUCUAGAACGUUAUUAUUUGGUUCCCCCCAAAAAUAAAUAAAUAACCAAACUGGAACCAUAUCCUAACGUUAGGGGAACGUGCUGUGUUUGCUUGGAGAAGAAGAAGAAGAACAACAACAACAACAACAACAACAAACACACGCUACAUCUGUAAACAGCUGUAAACACAUAUAGGAAAACGGUCGCGCGCGUAAAGCUGAAAAGAUGAUCACCUUCCCCUCCGUCUGAGCCGGUGGUACAGUCCAGAGAUGCUGAUAUAGCGAGUAUGAGAGAGGUUUGUCUCCAAGACUUGCGCUCUCUGUCUGCGGUUAAUGAAGGUACGAGGGGAAUUUCACUCAUCUCAUCAGGUGCCAUUCUGCACCGCUUAUUCGCACGCGCUUAGAUGGAUAGAUAGACCUCAUGCCUCCUAGGAAUGUGUACAGUGAUUAGAACUGCGAAACUAAUGGGCAACACAUCGAAACAAGACUUCAGUGCGAAAUGUCCUGCGUAGUUGAGCCGAUGAAUGAAGCUGAAUGAGCUUUGUGGGGGCAUUUCCAGCCAUGGAAGAGAUGAACUAUACAUCCUACCCACCAAUGUCCAGAGCACAGCGGGAGAUGGAAAUGUCAUACAGCAGCUCGUCGGAUGAGAGCGAUGAUGGCCACCAGCCCAAAUCUUACACAUCCCAGACCUUACCUGAUUAUGGUCAAGAUGUCAGCUACCACAGCCACAAUAUAAGACAGUCAACUUUCAGUGUGAAGGGACAAGAGCCAGAGUUUGGCAAGCCUGAUAAGAUGCUGAGUGGUAACUUCGAUGAGGAGCAUGACUAUUCACUUCGUGCGUCUCCGGGCUCAGAUGUGGACGAUGAAGCUGAUGUAGAAGUGGAUCCAUCACCCAGCAUUUGUCUCUGGAUGGGGGAAGCGAAGUCAGAGCCGAGCUCCUGUUUGUCCAGCCGUGCCAAUUCGGUUCUCUCUCUUACCGACACAGAGCAAGACAGGAAGUCGGUCUGCAAAAAUGAGCUCCCUAGGUGUCCAAGUGGGCAGUUCGCGUUCCGACCCCUGCCUCUUCCACCUCCGCCACCACAUGCCUGCACCUGUUCUCGCCCGGCGCCCUAUGCCCACUCCACGAUGCAGAGGAACACCAUACCUGUCCACGACUGCAGCCAUUCCAACCAAGCAUCAGAACUGAGCACCAGACAACCAGACAACAACUGGGUGCUCAAUAGGAACAUCCCACUGGAAGCCAGGCAUCUCCUGUUCAAACAUGGGCCAGGCUCCUUGCAAGCCACAGCCAAUCAGGACUACCCACUCUCCUCCAGCACAAUUUACUCUCCACCCCCACGUCCUCUGCCCCGCUGUACUUUCUCCCGGCCCACGUUCAUUUUCAACAAGCUGCACAAGUGCUGCAACUGGAAGUGUACUGCCCUCAGCGCCACAGCCGUCACCCUUAUGCUGGCCCUCCUUCUCACUUACGCUAUGGCCGUGCACUUCUUUGACUUGACGUGGCACCUGAAGCCGUCGGAGGCGCAUCUGUAUGAGAACAGCAUCAGCAAGGAAAAUUUGGGCUCAAAGAUGAGUGCCAUCACCCCACUGGACAAAUACAGCAGGGACAAGAUCCAACGAGGCCCCAAAGGAGAUAAGUACCAGCGAGGGUGGGCCCUAGAGCAUGAAGAGGUGGACAUUGGGACCCAGGUGGUGCAGGUGAUCCCACCCGGGCUGUUCUGGCGCUUCCACAUGGCUGUGCAUCGCCCAACUUAUAUCAAAUUCAACCUUUCCGUCUCUCAAAACGCUUUACUUGGCAUCUACGGAAGGCGGAACAUCCCACCCACGCACACGCAGUUUGACUUUGUGAAGCUCCUGGAUGGAAAGCAGUUGAUCAACUUGAACUCUGAGCAGAGGAACCUGCAGCUUCACUCCCUGCAGGAAACAGGCUUCAUUGAGUACAUGGACCCUGGAACGUGGUACUUGGCACUUUACAAUGACGGCAAGAAGGUGGAACAAGUCUUGCUUCUGAGCACCACUAUUGAGGCCAUGGAAAGAUGCUCCUCCAACUGCAAUGGCAAUGGCGAGUGUGUUGCUGGUCACUGCCACUGUUUCCCCAGCUUUCUCGGACCAAACUGUGAGAGAGACACAUGCCCAGUACUGUGCAGCGGUAAUGGCGAAUAUGGAAAAGGUCGGUGCAUAUGCCACGAGGGCUGGAAAGGGCCAGAAUGCAGCAUCCCGGCAGACCAGUGCAUUGACCCAACCUGUUCCAACCAUGGAGAGUGUGUCCAAGGCGUCUGCAUCUGCAUCCCCGCGUACAAGGGCAACAACUGCGAGCAUGUGGACUGUUUGGACCCCCACUGUGCAGGACACGGGGUCUGUGUGAAGGGUGAGUGCCUGUGCUCACCUGGCUGGGGUGGCAUAAGCUGUGAGAACCCGCUUCCCGCCUGUCAAGAGCAAUGCUCUGGUCAUGGCACCUAUAUGCCUGAGCGUGGCACCUGUGUGUGCCAACCCAACUGGACUGGAUCCGACUGCUUCACAGAGCUAUGCCCGGUGCCCUGUGGAAGUCAUGGUAUUUGCUCAGAGGGCAGGUGCCAGUGUGAGGAGGGCUGGGAGGGCAGUAUAUGUGAGCAGCGGUCAUGCCACCCACACUGCGAGGAGCACGGCCAGUGCAUAGACGGAAAAUGCCAAUGCCAGUCAGGCUGGGAGGGUGAACACUGCACCAUUGCACAUGGUCUGGAUGCUGUUGUAAAAGAUGGAUGUCCGGGGUUAUGUAAUGGCAAUGGCCACUGUACUAUGGAGCAGAGCGGUUGGCGUUGUGUGUGCCAGCCUGGCUGGAGUGGCCCAGGCUGCAACACAGUGACAGAGCGUGAGUGUGAGGACAAUGUUGACAAUGAUGAAGACGGACUUACAGACUGUGUCGAUCCAGACUGUUGUCAGCAGUCGAGCUGCAGUAAUAAAUCCUACUGUCAAGGAGCUCCUGAGCCACUCACUUUGCUCCGGCAGACCCGAAGCCAGCUAGAUCCGACCCCUCUGUCCAAGCACACCUUCUUUCAGCGAGUCCGCUUCCUCUUGGGCAAGGCUAGCACGCACACACUGCACGGAGACUUGCCUUUUGAUGCCAGUCGAGUGGCUGUGGUGCGAGGGCAGGUGGAGACAGUGGAUGGUACCCCUCUGGUUGGAGUCAAUAUCACCUUCCUUCAGCACUUGGAGUAUGGAUAUACCAUCAGUCGGCAGGAUGGCAGUUUUGACCUCGUGGCACCAGGCGCCGUCUCUGUGACUCUGAUGUUCCAGAGGCCGCCUUUUCUCACACAGAGACGCACAAUAUGGCUGCCUUGGAACAACUUCCUGGUGCUGGACAAUGUGGUCAUGGCUGAGAAGGAGGUCGUGCUCCAAUCCUGCGAUGUCAGGAACUUCAUCAGCCCUUAUCCCAUUUUGAUGCCUUCACCACUUACCCGAUACACAGGGGAGUGUGCACUUCGCGGACCAGUCAUCCCUGAACUGCAAGCUGUCAAGGAGGAAAUCACUAUUCCAGAUAGCUUCAUGAAGCUCAGCUAUCUUAGCACACGUGCUGCUGGCUACCAAUCCCUGCUGCGUGUCAUCCUCUCACACGCAUCUAUUCCACCGGGUCUCAGCAAACUGCACGUAUCUGCUGUCAUCGAAGGCAGGAAAUAUCAGAAAUGGUACCCGGCCGCCCCAGGAAUAGUUUAUGUUUUGCCUUGGAACAAAACCGAUAUCUAUGACCAGGAGGUGUUUGGCCUGACUGAAGCAUCCGUGUCCGUGGGAUACGAGUAUGAAUCCUGUCCAGACUUCAUUCUGUGGGAAAGGAGGACGACGCUAAUUCAGGGCUUUGAGAUGAUGGGCUCCAGCUUGGGCGGAUGGACCUUGGACAGGCAUCACGUUCUCAAUGUGCAGAGUGGUAUCCUGCACAAGGGAAAUGGAGAGAACAUCUACAUUUCCCAGCAGCCUCCAGUCAUCAGAACAGUCAUGGGAAACGGCUACCAUCGCACCAUUCCAUGUCAUGGCUGCAGUGGCCUGGCUCUGGAGGCAAAACUAUUCGCUCCUGUGGCUUUAGCUUGCGGUUCUGACGGCAGCAUCUAUGUCGGUGACUUUAACUUUGUGCGUCGCAUCCUGCCUAGCGGAUACGCCUACAACGUUCUGGAGCUCAAGAACAGGGAUACACGACACAGCACUAGCCCGGCCCAUAAGUAUUACCUCGCAAUGGACCCGGUGAAUGAAGCUCUGUACGUGUCAGAUACAAGCAGUAGGAAAAUAUACAGACUCAAGAAGCUGAGUGAGCCCAAGGAUCCAGCCAAAAACAUGGAAGUGGUAGCAGGGACGGGUGAACAGUGCCUUCCAUUUGACCAGAGCCACUGUGGUGAGGGCAGCAAAGCCACAGCUGCUUCACUGAACAACCCCAGAGGAAUUGCAGUGGACAAAAGGGGCUUUGUGUAUUUUGUGGAUGGAACCACCAUCCAGAGGAUCAAUGAGAGAGGAGUGCUGACCACCUUCAUUGGCUCCAAUGGUCUCAUGUCUACUCAACCACUCAGCUGUGACUCCCGCAUGGACAUCACACAGGUGCGUCUGGAAUGGCCAACAGACCUGGCUAUUAAUCCCAUGGACAAUUCCCUCUACAUCCUGGACAACAACAUCGUGUUGCAGGUGUCGGAGAGCCUGGAGGUGCGUAUUGUAGCUGGCCGGCCAAUCCACUGCCAAGUCCCAGGGCUUGAUCACUCCCUGCUCAACAAAUUGGCUGUACAUUCCACUCUAGAGGCAGCUAAAGCAAUAGCUGUGUCACACCAGGGCCUGCUGUACAUUGCCGAGACAGAUGAGCGAAAGAUCAACCGCAUCCAACAGGUUACCACCAAUGGUGAGAUUUCUGUUGUGGCAGGAGCUCCGGUCGACUGUGACUGCAAAAUUGACCCCAACUGUGACUGCUUCUCUGGUGACGGCAGCUAUGCCCGUGAUGCCCACUUAGAAGCGCCCUCGUCAUUAGCAGUUGCACCCAAUGGGACACUCUACAUCGCCGACCUGGGUAAUGUCCGGAUCCGCUCCAUGAGCACCAACCAGCCACAGCUAAAUACAGCCGGAAUGUAUGAGAUCGCCUCAGUGGUGGACCACGAGAUCUACUUAUUCGGCCACAAUGGCACACAUCUUCACACCAAACAUCUGAUCACUGGUGAUUUCCUGUACAACUUCACCUAUUCGGCUGAUUGGCACCUAAGCACUGUGGUCAGUCGGGAUGGCAGUGCCAUCAACGUGCGGCGCGAUGCCAACGGAAUACCCCUUUGGUUAGUGGCACCCAGAGGUCAGGUGCAUUGGCUCACCAUCAGCAACAGUCGCCUCCUCAAGAGGGUCUCUGCCCAAGGCCACGAUAUCGCCCAGCUCACUUUCCAUGGCAACACCGGUCUCCUAGCAACAAAGACUGAUGAGAAUGGAUGGACAACGGUAUACGAGUACAACACUGAAGGACACGUCGUCAAUGUCACCUUUCCAACUGCGGAAGUCAGCAGUUUCCACAACAGCUUGGAGAAGUCAGUCCGGGUAGAAGUAGACAGCUCCAACUCGGAGAACUUCAUUACAGUCACUAACUUUUCCUCCUCUGACACCAUUUUUACAAUUCGCCAAGAACACGCACAGAGCACGUACCGUGUGAGCACCGAUGGCUCUUUCCAUGUGACCUUCGCCAGUGGCAUGGGCGUGACACUUGUUACUGAGCCACAUGUGUCAGCUGGGACAGUCAACCCAGCAGUGAGCAGGUGCAACAUCACACUGCCCAGCGAGCACAAUCCGAGUCUGAUCGAAUGGAGACAGCGGCAAGAGCAGACAAAGACCAACCACACGACCUAUGAGUGCAAGCUGCGAGCUCAUAACAGAAAUCUGCUGUCCAUAGACUUUGACCAUGCCACACGUUUGGGCAAGAUCUAUGAUGACCAUCGCAAAUUUACUUUAAGGAUUCUGUACGACGAGCUGGGCCGGCCCGUUCUGUGGUCACCCGGUAGCAAAUACAAUGAGGUGAACGUCACUUACUCGGCUACAGGCCUCAUCACCGGCAUACGACGUGGAAACUGGUCUGAAAAAUUGGAAUAUGAAAAUGGUAGGAUGGCGUCUAGAACGUGGGUCAACGGCAAAAUCUGGAGUUACUCGUUCAUGGAGAAGUCUGUUAUACUCCAGUUACAAAGCCAACGGAGAUACAUUUUCGAGUAUGACCAAACAGAUCGGCUUCUGGCCGUGACCAUGCCGAGCAUGGUACGUCACAGCCUGCAGUCCAUGCUGUCAGUGGGCUACUACAGAAACAUCUACAGUCCUCCAGACAGCCGAGCUCACACCAUUCAGGACUUCACCCGUGACAGGCGUUUGCUCCAGACGCUCCACCUGGGCUCAGGCCGCCGCGUCCUCUACAAAUACACCAACCAGGCUCGUCUGUCUGAGAUCAUCUAUGACACCACACUGGUCACGUUCACCUAUGAUGACUCUUCGGGAAUGAUUAAAACCAUCCACCUCAUGCAAGAUGGCAGCGUAUGCACCAUCAGAUACAGGCAAACAGGCCCCCUGGUUAUACGUCAGAUCUUCCGAUUCAGCGAGGAGGGCUUGGUGAAUGCUCGCUUUGACUACAGCUAUAACGGUUUUCGAGUCACCAGCAUGCAGGCCAUGAUCAACGAGACCCCUCUUCCCAUCGAUCUUUAUCGUUAUGUGGAUGUAUCCGGACGCGUCGAGCAGUUUGGAAAGUUCAGCGUUAUAAACUAUGAUCUUAAUCAGGUCAUCACGACCCACGCCAUGAAGCACACCAAGAUAUUCAAUGCCUACGGGCAAGUAGUGGAGGUACAGUAUGAGAUCCUCAAAUCGAUCGCCUACUGGAUGACGGUGCAUUAUGACAACAUGGGCCGCACUGUCGCUUGCGAAAUCCGGGUUGGUGUGGAUGGCAACAUCACACGAUAUUCCUACGAAUACGAUGCUGACAGCCAGCUCCAGAGUGUACUGAUAAAUGAACGCCCCCAGUGGCGCUACAGCUACGACCUGAACGGUAACAUCAACCUCCUCAGCCAUGGCACAAGCUCCAGACUCACGCCGCUUCGUUACGAUCUCCGUGACCGCAUCACCAGAUUAGGUGAAAUCCAAUACAAAAUAGAUGACGAUGGAUUUCUCCGCAUGAGGGGCAACGACAUCUUUGAUUACAACUCCAAUGGGCUCCUCAUACGUGUCUACAAUAAGCUUUCAGAGGAAAGCAUCCAGUACCGCUAUGACGGGCUCAGCAGGCGUGUUUCUAGCAAGUCCAGCACUGGGCACCACCUGCAGUUCUUCUACGCAGAUCUAUCUAAUCCCACAAGAGUAACGCAUAUGUACAACCACAGCAGUUCUGAAAUCACCUCCCUCUAUUAUGACCUUCAAGGCCACAUCAUCGCGAUGGAGCUAAGCAGUGGCGAGGAGUAUUACGUGGCCUGUGACAAUACCGGCACUCCACGAGCUAUCUUCAGAAGUUCUGGAGAAAUGAUCAAGGAGGUCCUGUACACUCCUUAUGGGGAUAUUUAUCAAGACUCUAACCCAUCAUUCCACUUGAUUAUUGGAUUCCACGGUGGACUUUACGAUCCUUUCACGAAGCUGAUUCAUUUUGGGCGAAGGGACUACGACGUCGUUGCAGGCAGGUGGACGACACCUGACUACAACUUGUGGGCCGAGCUCAGUGCCGACCCAAAGCCUUUCAAUCUCUACACGUUUAAAAACAAUUGCCCAGUGGGAAAUAUUGAAGAAGUUACUCAGUUCACGUCAGAUAUCGGCAGCUGGCUGAAGCUGUUCGGAUUUCAGCUCCAUAACGUUGUGCCUGGCUUUCCUAAACCCCAUGUGGAAGGCAUGGAACAAUCUUAUGAAUUGAAGACCCAAACCAAAACCCAGGACUGGGACACGAGUCAUGUUGUUCUGGGUAUUCAGUGUGAGCUACAGAGGCAACUAAGAUCCUUCAUCUCCUUAGAAAGGUUACCGAUGACUCAGUCCAUCCGCUGCCUGAACCAACGUUUGGACCAGACACCUCUUUUCUCGACCCUCCCUACCAUUUUUGGCAAGGGCAUAAAAUUCUCCGUAAUGAAUGGGGUUGCUUUGGCUGACAUCAUCGGCGUUGCUAGUGAGGAUAGUCGGCGCCUGGCGACUAUCGUCCACGGUGCUGUCUACCUGGAGGGUCUGCACUACACCGUGGAUGGGCGAGACACGCACCACUUUGUCAAGUUUGGGCAACUAGAGGACGACCUUAUUGUGAUGAGCGGCGCUGAGGGACGUGUCCUGGAGAACGGUAUCAAUGUGACGGUGACACAGAUGACAUCGAUGGCCGGUGGAAGGACCAGACGCCUGGCAAACAUCCAGCUCCAGUCGGGGGCGCUAGGCCUGAACGUGCGCUAUGGCGCCUCAGCCAGUGAGGCCAGAGAACAUGUGUUGGAGCUGGCAAGGGAGAGAGCAGUGGAGCAGGCAUGGGCACGCGAACAGAGCAGGCUUCUCAGUGGAGAGGGUGGCAGCCGAGCAUGGACCGAAGCUGAGAAGCAGCAACUGCGUUCGAGUGGGAAAGUGUCUGGCUACGAUGGCUAUUUCGUACUGUCAGUAGAACAGCAUCCCGAGCUAGCCGACAGUGCUAACAACAUUCAUUUUGUGAGGCAAAGCGAAAUAGAUACAAGGUAACGGUGGUACAAAUGCCGCCUUCUGGCCCUUUCACCAAAGACUGCCCCUUUCUAGAUUAAUCAGACUCUUUAUAUUAUAACAUAAAAUGAGAUUUGCAGGAAGCAAGCCUCAUCCGCCUUUAAUUGUGACAGAAUGAUGGUAUUUUAUUAUUGUUCAGGGUAGAGUUUCUACGUAGCACAAGCAGUCUUUUUUUUUUUUUCCCGUUCUUUCUCCUCCUCGCCGUGGCUUAGCCUUUUCUAUGUGAAGCGAAUUUUUUUUUCUUUCUUUUUCUAAAUAUAGUAUUGUUUCUUAAUUCUUCACAUUUAUAAACCUGUAAAGAUAAAAACAAGACACAGAAUCGAUAUUGCAUUAUCCUUGUAUCAUUUUAGUUGUCACUUUACAUAGGACACCUCCACGUAACAGAGUUGGACUUUUGUGCAAAAGAGGCCUUGCAAAUGGAGCACGAUACGAAAUAACGAGGUGACGAAAGAACAGGCCACAGAGAAAUCCGUACCGAAUAAGGCGUCGGAUUAGGCAGGUUAUUAUCGUCGUUAUUUUUCGUAAAAGUACGGACAUGAAACGGAUAUUGUACAUACGCACUGAAAAUGUAGAUGGUUUAAAAAAGAAAGUGCUGAAAACUUUUCAUAUAUGUUGUCAUCCGUCAUGAAGUAUUAAUAUGACUAGAAUUUUUUUUAUUAUUAUUAUUAUUAUUAUUAUUAUUAUUAUUAUUAUAUAUGCUAUGAACAUAUCUGCCCUGGAAAUCAGAUAUUAAUGAGUUUAAGAUAACUUCAUUAAAGCUAUUAUGUGUAUAUUACUGUAUUAUGAUACCUCGUUUUUUUUUUUUUUUUUUCCAAACAUCUGUCCUUUUUUUCAGUAACGUGCAGUGAAAAUGAGCGUUCAUGAACACUUUUCCAAUUCUGACACCGUACAGCACAACACAUUUUCGAGAAGAAAAAAAAAAACAAAAAAAAUCCGACUCGCCGUUAAAAAUCACUAUAGCCUGACGCUUUUUCUCUGCAACGAGGAGACACGCCCGAUGUUAGACUGACGUGUCUCGCUCAGGGGUCUUUGAUAUUGGACUCUUUCACUUUGAGCUGGCGUUUGAUGCGUGUGUGGAAAUUUCCCCCAAGUCAGCCCCUACUAACACAGCACCGACUGAUUGUGAGUUACUAUUUAAAAAGUUUGUCCGGGUGACGCAGCAGCUCAGGGACGUCUGAUUAUGCAGGCUUUUAUUCUUCUUCUCUGUCUCGAUCGAUUAAAAAAAAAAAACAAAACAAGAACUCUUGUAAUUUUUAAAAUCCUGCUCAGUAUAACUUUAAACACAUUGAUCCCUCAGAGAAACAGCUCCUGGACCCGUGUAAGCCUGAGACUAAAAUCAUAGGUCAACUGAACGGCACAUUUUUAAUGCGGUGAAGAAAAAAAUAUAUACAACUGGAAAUGAAUCACUGCAGGAGGAUAUAAAUGACACAGUUAUGUGGGUAUGAGACAGCCCACCUGCAUCUCACAGAGUUCUUUCAUGUGGUCCCAAUACGCUGCCUGCAGAAGUUCAUUUACAUACUUCCUAUUUACAUAAAACCUACCUGUGAGUUUUCUCAUUUGGUAAAUAUUAUAUGUGGUUAUGUAUUUAUCGAGGACAACGAUAUAAUAUUACAUUUCCGUGAGUGGCGAAAGUAUGUAAACCUUUUGCUUGCAGUAUGUGGUGUGACCCUGUUGUGCAGCAAUAACUGUUCCUGAAGAACAGUUCCUGAAGUCGACGUGUCGGAAGCAGGAAAAAUGGAUGAUGGCUAGACGAUGGAUGAUGGCUAGACGACUGGGUCGGAGUAGCUCCAAAAUGGCGUGGGGUGUUCCCGGUGUGUACUGGUUAGUACCUACCGAAAGCGGUCCAAGGACGGACAACCGGUGAACAUAAUACCGGAAAUGUCAUGAAUCGAGCUGGAAGAGGACGCGCGUCUAUAUCGUCUCGACGCACUGUGAAGAGGACGGGUCGAGCGGACGGAAAAUCUCCAGGGAUCACAGCUGGAGAGCUGCAGAUGUUAGUGUCUUGAGGUCAGAAAGUCUCCAAAACUACAAUGUGAAGUCACCGACAUCACCGCAAGCUGUUUGGAAGGGUUUCGAGAAAAAAAGCCUCUACUCUCAUCCAAAAACAAACUCGAGCGUCUUCAGUGUGCAGACACUACUGGAACUUCAAAUGGGAUCGGGUUCUGCGGUGAGAUGAAAUUAAAAUAGAGCUUUUUGGUAAUAAACACCAGAGGUGGUUUUGGUACACAGAGAGGUAGCCGUAUGGAAAAGUACCUCAUGCCCACGGUUAAAUAUGGAGGUGGAUCUUUAAUGUUUUGGGAAUUUUGUUAGGAUCCAUGGCAUCAUGGACUCCAUCAAAUAUCAACAGAUAUUAAAUGAAAACCUGACCGCCUCUGCCAGAAAGCCGAUAUAUCUUCCUGUUUGGCUGAUAGCACAUAACUACAUCCUUCCUUAUUCUGCCCACUCAGACGUGAAGCGAGCAUCUGACAGACAUUAAAGCGAUCAGUCAUCGUUCGCUUUUUAACGUGACGUUUAUGUGAAGUCACACGCAGCAACACUCCGGCGUGUAACAAAGUCUAGUACCGUGAGAUCCACAGCCCAGCGGUAGCAAACAGGCUCGUGAUGAGCUCCUGUGGGGAUACAGACAUGCAUGUAAUAAACAAAUUCAAACAAAACUGAUUGAACAUUUAAGUUAAGAGUCUUUCCCAAGGGCUCAACAGUGGUAGCUUGGCUGGGGUAGCUUGAACUCCUGACCUUCUGAUCAGUAACCCAGAGCCGCUAACCACUGAGCCACCACUGCCCCCUAUUACUAAAGCAACUAUGUGAGAUUUAUGAGGAACUAUGUACUGUAGAUAAAAAUACAUGGAAUUACACACUAUUUUUGUCUUUCCUUAAUGAGUGAGAAUUGGUCCGAUUUGUUCAUUAUAUUCCUUAUAAAUGUUACCGUUAAACUGCUACCGGAUUAAAGCACUAAUUAUUUAUAUGGUUGGAAAAUUAAAUAAUACAUAAGUUUUUAACUAAAAUGUAUUUUCUGUUUUAUUCUGCUAGAUGUCUGGCUAAACAAAAUCCUCUAUGGGAGUACAUUAUUGAGCCAACACCAGGGAAUUGUACUAUUAUAUUACAUAAAUAUUAUGCACAAUAAAUGGUCAUUUAGUUUCACCUAUUUUCUUUAUGUCUAAUUUACUGUAAGUAAAUUUGUGUAAUAUCUGCCUCAUAUCGGCCAAUCUGCCACAUUGCUGUCCGGAUAUCGGCAUUGGGCAUUAAACAACCCAUAUCGGUUCACGACUAGUUCCAUCGUCAAUAAAGA